AUGCACCGCCCAACGGAUGGCCGGUCACAGCAGCCGUUACUCAAAGAUGAUCGGGAGGGUCGUCCCUCCCGAUCAAGCUUCGGGAACGAUACAGAAGGCCGGCCUAUGUUGCACCACCACACCCGCCGCCCUACCAUCCGGAGUAAAAGCCCGGAACACGACGCCGCCCAAGCGACUCGCAAAAAGUAUAUGAUUGCAUCGGGAUUUCUUCUUCUCAGCCUAGCCAGCUUUGUUGUUCAGACAGAAACCGCCGUCUACAUCCAACAUGAGUUGGGAUGGGACAAGCCGUAUUGCAUGCUCUAUAUAACUCACGGUUCCUGGGCAUUACUCUGGCCGGUCCAGCUCGCCAUCCUGCGAAUCCAGAGGCGCAAAAUGUCAUGGGAAGCAUUCUGGCGCCGUCAUGUCUUCCUCUUGAAGACUACUGCCCAGAUGGUAGAGACCCAGGAUGUCCACCUCCACUCCCGUUCCUACCACCGUUCGCCGAUCCCAUAUAUGUUGAAAACCACUGCUUUUGUGACCAGCGCGCUCACCAUCGCGGGAGGCUCAUGGUACGUCGCUGUCAAUUUGACAACGGCUAGUGACUUGACAGCUAUCUACAAUUGCUCGGCUUUCUUCGCAUAUGCCUUCUCGAUCCCUCUUUUGAAAGAGAAAUUGUUCGGCAUCGCAAUAAUUGGAGUCCUUGUGGUCGCCUAUGGAGACCGCCCCGACAAGAAGGUUUCAAAAGGUGGAACGACAAAGGAUGAUACGGAGGCUCAUAGUCGGCUCCUGGGCAACAUUGUGAUUGGUGUUGGGAGUGUUCUAUACGGCCUGUACGAGGUGCUGUAUAAGCGUUUCGCCUGCCCACCAGAGGGCACCAGUCCCGGCCGUGGCACCAUCUUUGCCAAUACAUUUGGUAGUUUGAUCGGCUGCUUUACCCUCUUGGUUUUGUGGAUUCCCCUGCCUUUUCUUCAUUAUCUUGGCUGGGAAACCUUCCGCUUCCCUACCGGUGAGGCCGGGUGGAUGCUCCUCAUCUCCAUCGCUGCAAAUGCUACAUUUUCCGGUUCAUUCCUGGUGCUCAUCUCCCUCACCUCCCCUGUACUUUCGUCAGUUGCCGCGCUCCUGACGAUUUUCCUCGUUGCUCUUGUGGACUGGUUCCGCACAGGCAUACCCCUCUCAUUCGCAGCAAUCAUCGGAGGCAUCCUGAUCAUGGUCGCAUUUUUCCUGCUCAGUUGGAGCACGUACCGAGAGAUGAGCCAGGAACGCAAAAAGCAUCUGGAGAACGACCAGGUAGAGUCGGACAGCGACGAAUAG
Penicillium cosmopolitanum is the source of this 1290-nucleotide messenger RNA. RefSeq names its product DMT family transporter. The coding region runs from base 1 to 1290 and encodes 429 amino acids. The record is from RefSeq and is a predicted model, not a curated record. The transcript has 4 exons. NCBI's taxonomy places the organism in Eukaryota, Fungi, Ascomycota, Eurotiomycetes, Eurotiales, Aspergillaceae.